CUCCUUUGCUCAAGUAUCAACAGGCAAACCGACCGGUCCACACCUCUGCACAGCUCAGCUCAUCUACUCUUAUAGGACUCAUUUAUCUUCGUAGCUGCUCCAGUGAAGGAUUUCAGGAGCUACUAUGGGAAGGAGGCCAAGGGACUUGAGCAACCGCCAUCAAAGGAAAGAAGUGUGGGAUGACCGCGGCUGCAAGUUGCACUACUUGCUGUGAGAUUAGUAAGGAGUGGCUGCUGUGUUUGUUUCUCAGCAUUCAGCACGUCAAACAAAGGAGCUACCUGCUGCACAACUGCUGUCACCACCAGCAACGAUGGACCUGACUUUGUGGCAGUACCAGUUCAGGAUCAUCAUGCUGGGGGACUCCACGGUAGGCAAAUCCUCGCUGCUCAAGCGCUACACCGAGGACUUGUUCCUGGAGUCCCUGAACCAGACGGUGGGUGUGGACUUCUACGUUCACUUUGUGGAGGUGGAGCCAGAGGUCCGUGUCAAACUCCAGUUCUGGGACACAGCUGGACAGGAGAGGUUCAGAUCAGUGACUCGCUCGUACUAUCGCAAUUCAGUGGGCGGCCUCCUGGUGUUCGACAUAACCAACCUGGCCUCCUUCAACCACAUCAAGGAGUGGCACGCUGAGGUGUGUGAACGGGUUCGACCGCAUAGGGUUCUGUUUGUCCUGGUGGGCCACAAGAGUGACCAGGAGGCUCAGGGGGAAAGGGUGGUGAGUCGGGAGGAGGCCCAGAGACUGGCCGCUCAGUUGGGGGUGUCCUACGUGGAGGCGUCCGCCAAGACGGGCCACGGGGUGACGCAGGCCUUCGAGCUGCUCGCGCAGCAGAUCUACCAGGGUCUCCUGAGCGGGGAGAUCCAGCUGCAGGAGGGCUGGGAUGGAGUCAAGUGCACCUCCCCACAGGCGCUGCAGUUACACAGGGACAGUGUGGCUCAGCCCAGCCCGGCCCCCCUGAAAAAGAAGUGCUGUGGUUAAACUGUGGACUGGGCCCCACGGAAUCCGAUUUACUGUAACACGCGAUUUUCAGCAAAAAUACAGUUUUUGCAUGCUUGAUGUGAAGAUAUAUUUGUACCUGUUUAGCAUUGUAUACAACUGAUUCAUUAAAGUUCCUAUGAGGGACUGUAAUGACUAACAGGUCUGUAAGAUGAGACUUUGUCAGCUGAAUCCUAGCUUCCACCUACUGAUUGUGAAACCUAUUCUGGAAAUCUAACUCACGACCUUUGCACGUCUGCACUGUGUACAUCAUUAGUUUCUUUUCUUUAACAUUUUAAUGUGUCCACACUAACGUACUGUAUAACUUAUGCCUUGUAGGAAAAAAAAGCUGUAGAAUACUUUGGAAAGUGGAGGUGGAAAAGCUUUUGCCACUGCAGGAAUGCUGAUUUUUUUGUCUGUGUUGCUGCAUGCGUCUUUAAUUGGCGGCAGUGAAGGUGCAGAGUUCUGUGUUUGAGAUUCAGUGCAUGACUUCCAGCGUUUGUGAAUUAAUCUUUAGGGUCUGAGUAGUUGUCUAGAAAAGGCUUCACCAAUAAUUACAAAGCAUCCUGUGAGUGAUUGUUUUCAGGUGCUGUUGCUGUUAUUAAUUAAAUGAACACUCAAGGGCGCUUUUGGAUUUUACUUGUUUGAGAUGUUAGGAGUUUUCUAUGCCCAUGAUGAAUUCUCCUAUCUCCUGUUUUUCUACACCGAUGCAGACAUUUUACUAAAACAUUGUUUAAACAUUGGCUGACACACUUUUACCAGUCAGCCUGUGUGAUUGAUACAUGUAGAUUUCAAUUGUUUUGCCUCCAUAUGACCUUUCAGAUCUGUGAUUUUAAUGUAGCAUGUACAGUAAUGUGGAAAGGUUAUCUAGCCUCAGCUUAAACAAAUCAUUUUAUAACUUUUAGUGAUCUCUAAACAUCUAAACAUGUAAACACAAAAUGUACAAACUAAAUUCAAAAAAAGCUGUAUUUCUUGCCAACAUUUGUAGUUGGUUCUAUAAAUUAUCUUUGUUUAUAACAAAAGUAUAAAACAGCAACAGUAGCUUCAAUACAUAAACAGUUCUGAUUGUCCAAGGUUUCUAGGUCAGCACAAUACUUGUUAAGAGGCAGAAUAAUGUGCAACAUCACAUCCAAAACUAAAAAAGCAAAAGGCACAAUGGUAAUAAUCUAUAGGAAGCAUUCCAGUAAAUCUUUAUUGGCAAAAUUGCAAUUAGAGUUUUACCAGGGUUAGCUCAGUGGCAACAGAACAGAGUCUGAUACAAUGCACGUUGUUGAUUUACGACUGGUGAAAAACUCAAAUGUAAUGGAGACAUGACAAUAAAAUGCUGUUCAAAUA
This is a messenger RNA of Betta splendens (Siamese fighting fish), 2308 nucleotides long. RefSeq names its product RAB42, member RAS oncogene family (gene rab42b). The transcript is spliced from 3 exons. Gene Ontology annotation, molecular function: GTPase activity; GTP binding. The coding region runs from base 311 to 976 and encodes 221 amino acids. Lineage: Eukaryota; Metazoa; Chordata; Actinopteri; Anabantiformes; Osphronemidae. Gene Ontology annotation, cellular component: Golgi membrane. The record is from RefSeq and is a predicted model, not a curated record.